Trichoderma asperellum CBS 433.97 is the source of this 498-nucleotide messenger RNA. The record is from RefSeq and is a predicted model, not a curated record. Lineage: Eukaryota; Fungi; Ascomycota; Sordariomycetes; Hypocreales; Hypocreaceae.
AUGGCCGAUUCGCUCUCGAAGCGCCCGAUGAUUUCUCGUGCCAGAGAACCUUGUCCAGUUGGCGGCUGCGAAAAGCAAGUCUGUAGUACUUCGGCAUCUGCAGAAAUGGUAUCCAGAUUUUCCCAGCGCGAUCAUAAGUACGACAGCUGUGACAAAACCCUCACAAGCACUUGCGGAUUGAGGCCUCAUGUCUUAAAUUACCACGAAAGAGUAAGCAUACUAGCAUGGAAGUUGCUAAGGACUUCGCGGCAACGUCUCUUCAACCGCAACCACUGUGCCAUUGUCGAUGCUCAACAGCUCUACUUCAUGAUUCGGGUCUAUGAAAUGAUGUGCAAGCGUCCUGAGGAUCGCCCGGAGGACUGGCUCGGCAUAUUACAACAGACCCCAGACCCAGCAAUAAAUAGGUUCCAGAGCAUCUUGACGGCCCGGAAGAGAAAAGGCCAACAGCGGAGAGGAAUAGAGCAAGUGAAACGAAACGAAGAGGGGAUCGAGAUUUAA